This is a messenger RNA of Lytechinus variegatus (green sea urchin), 4866 nucleotides long. RefSeq lists its product as uncharacterized. Gene Ontology annotation, molecular function: DNA binding. The record is from RefSeq and is a predicted model, not a curated record. The coding region runs from base 124 to 3597 and encodes 1157 amino acids. Gene Ontology annotation, cellular component: nucleus. NCBI's taxonomy places the organism in Eukaryota, Metazoa, Echinodermata, Echinoidea, Temnopleuroida, Toxopneustidae. The transcript has 6 exons.
UGUUUUUGGUCAACAAAAUGGAUCGAGUACCCUGCCCAUUUUUCGCAACCUGAAAUAAUCAUGCUAAUAACAGAUCAAUUACAACCUUAAAAUAUAAUUCUGUACGACAAAUGGGCUAACCAAAUGGUGAGGAAAGGGCAGGUACAUGCCAGACAGUUUCCGCAUUUCAUAGGAGUGGGUCAUGCUGAUGACCAACAGCAGCAGGACCAGGAGCAGGAGCUGCAUGUAGAGGGUGGACUCCAGGACAGCAUGGAGCACAGGGAUGGAGGUCCAAGACAACUCGCUCAUGAAACCCAGCCUUACCAUGGGGAUGAGAACCUCCUUCGCAGGAGCUACGGGGGAUUCGGCGUCAACAUGCAUCCCCAGGGCAUUCCGCUGGGGUACAGACCAAGUGAAGAAGUGCCGCAGCGGGAAGACCCUCGCAAUGUGAUCCACCGGCCGUACGAACAGCGGGAGGUGGUGAAUGUCCACCAGCCUGUGGAGCCUAUGAGAUGGAGUAGGGAAGAGGAGCCAGGGUAUGAAGAGAGCAACAAGCAGUUAGCGGUUGCGCAGAUGAUGGCUGAGAUGCACCAGGGGAACAUGCUUCAGCAGCGAAGCAGUAACUUGAUGAUGAUGGCCAGUCAAAUGGGACAAGGUCGAUAUCAUCCAGAUUUUUUGCAGACAGGAGGUAGGAUGUUGUUUGGUGCUCCCCCUCCGAGGGUGAGCACUGAGGAGCGUUUCCCUUAUCAAACAGAGAUGAUGAGACAGAACCAGGCUAUGAUGUUUGGUAUGGCUCCACCAGCCCUUGAGAAGGGUAGGUUUGAAGAACUCUUCCAGCAGCAACGCGGUAUGAUGAUGGAUAUGGCUGCCCGGGGAAUAGGAGACUCAAGAAUGCAGGAAUUCUAUCUAGGACGGGGAGGAAUGGUUGAUCCUAGCCCUCGAGAGACCAUUCACUCCAGAAAUCAUGUUGACUUUGGACAUCCUAGGGUAGGAAUGAUGAUGGGCAUGAGCCAUGAUGGGUGGCGAGGCCCAGCAGAGAAUGUAGAAUCCGGUGAAUCUGAGGAUAUUAGGCAUGAGGUACCACUGGAUGCCAUCGAUACGAGUCACCUGAAGGUAGAAUCGCACGUGACAGAACCAAGUAGGGAACAUUUUAUAGAUAGGCCAACCUUGCCACACACCGCGGAGCAUAGCCCUGACAGUACUCCAAACAUGAACUUCAUCCAACCUAAUCACACGUUUACAAGUGAAGCGAUUGUUAACGAGAGAAGCGUUCCAAGAAAUCCAGAAACUGUAGGUACAGUGAGUAAUAAUCUUCCAUUACCCAGUGUGGGAUCGCUGGGAGUCAGAGACACGGUGGCAGAGAUGGUGAUGGAAAUGGAGAGAAGGGAUAGGGAAAAGAUGCGAGAGAUGAGUGGUUCAGAAGAAAGUAGCAGUUCAGAACAGUCAGAUUCUGACUCGGAGGCAGAGGAUGCAGACGGAAACAAACAGAAGCACCAAAGUAUUCCAACCCAAGUUUCACCUUGUGAAGUGGACGAGACUUCCAAAGUCCUGCAUCCUGAUCGGAGCGAACUGCACGUCAAGCUCCCUCAGGAUUCCUACUCCCAGGAUAGUGGGAGUGAGAGUGAUGAAUCUUCUGUUGCUCAUGACCACGAAAAGAACCCAUCUUCCGGAAGCUCCCAAGAUGAAGCAGAAUCCCCUAUCCCAUCGCCAGCGUACCCUUUGCCAACCCCCAUCAGAAGCAUGAAAGCAAAGCUGAUGGCUGCAGUGCGCCAAGACCUCAAGGAAGAAGCAGUCUCUGUAGAUUCCAAAAACCACCAGAAUUUGGAUGUUUCCUCUGAUGAGAAGCAUGACAGUGAGGAUGAAGCAGAAGAGAGCGCUGAUGAUGAAGCAAACUGCAAACAGCCUGCACAUCAUCAACAAAACUUGCCAAGCACCCCUCAGCAUGAUAGCCUUGACAGUGAUGCAUCCUCGCAUCCAGAUAAUCACGAUAUCAAGUCUGUUAGAAUGCCGAUGUGGCGUUGGAUAGGUCCCAAGCAGAGCAAAAGCACCCGUGUUACACGGCAAAGUGCCAAAAAGGGUAACCUGACUAUCCGCCUUGUGAAGAGGAAACAACCGCCAAAGAAGCGUGGCAGGAGGAGAAAAGCAGUCGCUGUACCAAUCACCAAAGAAAGUUUUCCAACUGCCGUCCCCUGUGCUCAUCCCACCUCCAAAAGGAGGGGUAAGGUCUUCCAGAAAGUUGUGAUGGAGGACAUGGUCGUUAUGGAUGGACAGAUCAUGACGGUCAACAAGAGAGGGCGCCCCAGGAAGAUCAUGACAGAAGGGGAACUUCCUAAAAAGGUUACUAAGCCGAGAGGGAGACAGAAGAGAGUGAAAUCAGAAGACAAUGGUCCACCAAAGAAGAGAGGAAGACCAAGGAAAGAGCCUUCAGAAAAAGAACCAGUUAAAAAGGUUAAGAGGGUUAGAAGCAAGUCUACGUUACCCAGGAAUGUUAAACUCAUCAGCAUUCCUGCCCCUGAGAACAUCACAAGCGAGAAGGAUUCUGAGGAGAAGAAAUCAAGCAACGUUGGGCAUGGAGGAAAAGACUUUGGAUGCCCAUUCUGUGGCAAGGAGUUCAAGUGUGGCUUCCGGCUUAACAAGCACAUGCAGACGCACAUCCCCAAGGAAGUCUUGGAGCAAAACGACCAAGGAACCAUCCAGAUGCAGCUGGCUCUGUCGCCAGAUCGGGAAAAGCGGAUGGUGCGCUUCGACCAAUGUCAAUUCUGCAAGCAGCUUUUCAUGGACCUGAAAGCUCACAUCCGUAGAGUUCAUUCCGAAGCCGAGGAGCACCUUUGCAGCAUAUGUGGACACGUGCUCCGCAACAAAGAGAGUCUGGUAGCGCAUGAGAAACGUCACAAGGUCGUCGCUGCGGGGAAGAAGGAGUUCGUCUGCAAAGAUUGUGGAGCCGACUUUUUUUUCCAGACGGGACUGAAUCAACACUCAAAGCGCCAUCUCUCAGAGAGGGCGUGUGUCUGCGAGGUUUGUGGGAAGGCGUUCAAGACCACCAAGGAUCUUGAGAAGCAUAAACUGGUCCACACGAAGCCGCACUCCUGCCCGGUGUGCAAGCGUCGGUUUGGGCAGAAGUCCAACAUGAAAGCUCACAUGAGACAGCAUUCCGGCGACAAGCCGUUCCGAUGUGACCUUUGUAGCGCGUCCUUCACCCACAAUGUCAGUCUCAAGACUCACAAGAAGAACACUCAUGGCAUUGAUUGGUGGAAGGAGAACGGCAAGAAGGAGGAGCCGGACGAGAAGAUGGAGAAAAUGGCCAUCAUGAACGCAUGCCUGGACUAUUUUGGCAAUACUGGUGGUGGGAACGGCCCAAAGUGGGAACCACCUGCCCCUCCGCCUAAUCCCAACCCCAAUCCCACUCCUAACCCUAUUAAUCCCCUCCACCCUAUUAAUCCCAUCAAUCCGUUGAACACCAUCAAUCAUUUCACCCCUAUUAACCACAGCCAGGUGAGUGAGGGUAACAAUGACCACGCCCCCAUGCACCUGCCGCACUUUACCCCUCUCAACUCUUUGAGUGCGAUGCACCCCGACACCAGGCCACACCCUAUGGAAGACAUCAAACCCAUUGUCUAAAACACACUGUAUGAUUCAAAGUAUGGUGUUAGUGUUGGUGUUGACAUUGGUGUUGAGAGCAUAACUCUUGCUGAACCUACAUGUACCAUUACCCAAUUCGAAUCAUUUGAGACCACAUUAAUCUGAUCAACUUCAAAACUUGUAAAGCUUGGUAAGUCUCAUUCAGAUAUGACGUGACUAAGCCCAAGUACAUUUGUUGAAGUUUUCAGUCAUGAUGUGCCGAGCCAGCUCGCAUCUAGUGCAUUGUAUGGUACAUGUACAGUUGAUGUCAAAAUCAAGUAGUUCCAUACUUUAAAUAAGAGGGCAUGAGGACACUAUUAAAGCUAUGGGGUUUUUUUAAAUCCGUAGGGUCAUUUCUCAUAAUUAACUCCAUGUUAAACCCUAGACUCGGCACAAAUUUUGAUUCAAACUUGCAUAGAAUGCCAGCUUUCCAUUAUGUCCAUCUAUAUUCAUAAGAACAUGAUAUACCAAAUAAUGCAUUCAUAUUUAUUGUAUUCUCACAUUUUAUUCUUCUCGUUUCAUAAUCACUCUGUCAGUCCUUAAGUCUUUAUAUCCUGUUUAGUCCCUACAAACUUUGGAUAUCAUAAGAAAUUAUAGUUUGAACAAUUAUUGACCAUAUGAUUGAAAUAAUUAACUUUUGAUGAAUGAGGUGCAUAUGACACUCCAUAAAAGUAUGAUCAUCUUAAGCCUGGGAUCAACUAAGCCACUACAACAAGAAUUCCAUACAGAGAUUAUAGAUGUGCUCUGCAUUAGUUGAGAGCGAUGUGGGUGCUUAAUGUGAACUUGUUCUGCUGGAACGCCUUUCUAUCUGGCAUUCAAUGAACACCUUUUCAUAGUGAAAAUAUGGAGAUUAAGAUUUUUGGGGGUUUAUUUUUUGCUGCCCACUUAACUUGCCAUUUAUUUUCUUAUUGAGUAAGUACAGUGGCCGUGUUCAGCAUAUCUUUGUAAGCAAAAUGGUUGGAUUUUUUUUGGGGGGGGAUUGUACUUUGUUGCUGGACAAAAAGUGUAAAGCCGGCACGCAUGAAACGAUCCGACUGCAAUAAGAUUUUUGCAAACAAAUCACAUUUUGCAAUUUUGCAUUAAAUGUGAAAAUUCCACAAAGUGAAAUGUUUUAUUUAAAGUUUGGUUUAAUACUAGAAAUAGUAAAAUCAGAAUCUGCUUCAAGCCUUGUAAUUGCAGCAUUGAUGAAGUCACUAAGAUUUGGAAUCAUUUAAAGUAAAAAAAAAAAAAUACUUCCAGAUGCAAUAGUAGUAGUAGAAGUAGAAGUAG